Messenger RNA from Prorocentrum cordatum, 3000 nucleotides. The record is from the annotation of a GenBank genome assembly. Lineage: Eukaryota; Dinophyceae; Prorocentrales; Prorocentraceae.
GUCCAGGGCAUCCUGGACUCCAUCGCGCGCCUCGAGGACCUGCGCGAGCACCCCCCGUUAGGGGUGUCUGGCAGCUUCGUCGCAGAGAUCGAGGCCCAGCCGGUCCGCAGGCGAGGCGAGCUGGAGGAGGCCCGCGCUGCGGCGGAGGUGGCCAAGGCUGCCGAGCUGCCGCGCCCAGCGCGCAUGCGCAGGGAGGCCAGCGCGGCGGGCACGGCAGAGAAGCGCCUUGACAGGGCCCGCAAGGCCCUCGAGGCCAAGCGCGAGGCGCGCGAGCUCGUCGAGCAGCUCGCCGCCCUCGACGCCGAGCUGGAGGAGGAUGAGGCCUUCCGCCGCUUGGAGGCCGAGAUCCAGGCAGCAGCGGAGGCCGAGCGGCUGCGCCAAGCGGCGGAGCUCGCUGAGCGCAGCCAUGUGCCUGGGCUCCUCACGCAGCUCCGUGGUCUGCAGGCGGCGCAUCGCGCCGGCAACUUCGAGUGCGCGUGGUCCGAGAUCGAGAAGCAGAUGCCGUCUGUGGCGGCGCAGCUCGCCCUGGCCAACGCACCGCCGCGCGAGUCCUGGGCGGAGAGCUGCCCCAUCGAUGACGAGCUGGACAUCAGCGACGACGAGGCGCCCCUGGCCUCAGCCGCCGACCAGGCGAGCGCGGCGGCGGCAGCGCUGCAGGGGCCGCAGCAGUGGGGCAGCCAGGCCUUUGACCUCGAGGUCGGCCAUGAGUGCUCCCUCUCAGGGCCGAGAUGCGGCGGCCAGGUGGGCCUGCCCUUCGGCCAGUCGGGCCCGCGAGGCGACAUCGUCCUGCCCGACAGGGAGGGCACGACGGGGGUUGGCCAGGUGAGCCACCCCACAGGGCUGAGGGGAUCGGGCAAGGUGGGCCCGCCCCGAGGCCAGCCAGACCUGCGAGGCAGCAGUGCCCUGGUCGGCAACCGCGGCCUGAGGAGGGUCGGCCAGGAGGGCCACCUCACAGGGCUGAGGGGAUGCGGCCAGGUGGGCCCGCCCCGAGGACAGUCGGACCCGCGAGGCGAGUGCGCCCUGGCCGACAGCCUGUCAGGAGACGGCCAUGCGCGGCCCCCUCGUGAGCUGACGGCACCGAGGUGGCGCGGCGCGCAGCCCUGCAUGAGCCCAAUGGUGCGGCCAGGAACGCCGCUGCGACCACCACCUGGCGGCCAGGAAGAGGGCAGGCGCGGUGGGAGUCAGCCCCACGUCGACGCAGCACCUGCCCUCGGCGGCGGCAGGGAGGCGCAGCUGGGCGGGCCGGGACAGCAGGCAGGAGGAGUAAAGCGUGUGGACGCGGCUGACGCCAUCAUCGGGAGCAGGGUGCGCGACCUCGACCCGACGGCGCAGGCGCCGACGGCCGCGUUCGCCGAGGCCCUCGCCAGCGGCCUCGUCGUGCUGGGCUGCAGCGGCAGCGGAUGGCGACGCUCCUUGGAGGCGCUGGAGGGCCACGCCCGCCUGGUGGGCCUCUCUCACCGACUGCUGGGAGUGGAAGUGAUGAUGCCGUCGGGCCUGGAGCUCAUGGUCGCCUCGGCCUACUUCGAGCACAGCAUCGGGCCGAGGGCAGGCAACCUCGACCUGCUGCGAGCGGCGGCGCAGCUCACCAUGGCUUCUGGGCGCGCGCCGUGGCUCCUGCAGGCGGACUUCAACAUGGAGCCAGCGGCCUUACAGGAGCUCAGCUGGCCAGAAUGCCACUACGGAGUGGCCAUCGGGCCUUUGGCCCCGACUUGUUUUGCCGAGAAGCAGGAGAAGACCUUCGACUGGUUCGUGGCGUCGCAGGACCUGGCGCACGCAGCGAGUACCUGUCGUCCUGCGCCAGGCCCGGGGCUCCUCCCUCACUCGCCUGUGGAGCUCACCCGCCAGGGCGCGAGGCCAGAUGCGCUGGUCCAGGCCCUGAAGAAGCCGCGGCCUUUCCCGCAUCGGGACAUCAAGGCCUGCGAGGCCCAGGAAGGUGAGCGGCCAGGCAGCCUCGCGCUCGGCCGGCGGCAGUGGAUGGCAGUGGAUGGCCUGACGCUGAUCGGCAUCCACGGCAUCGACCAGCAGCAGUGGGGCCAGCACUGCGGCCGAGAGGCGGAGGCGGCGGAGGAGCACCACACGUCGCACGAGGGCUGGCACAGCAGCGAGGCCCACAGGCGCUGCAAGCGCCUGGUUCUCGAGCUGGAUGCUGCAGCCAGUAGCGGGCACGGCUUCGACAUCGGUGGCGACCGGGAGGAGCUGAUCCACGUCGCGCGCGUGAAGGGCGUCGCCGAGGCAGUCAUCGUGCUACGUGGGCGGCCUGCAGCGGCGCACCGCCAUGACGCCAGCAGGUCGCAGGCGGAGUGGAGGGAGUGGGCGGAGGUGGCGGUCCAGCGGGGCGGGCGCCUGGCGCACCGCUUCGCCCGAGAGCGGCUGCUGGCCAUCACGCAGGAGCUUGAGGACGCCCCCUGCAAGGUCUGGCCGGCUGCUACCAGGAUGGCGCUCAUUCCGAAGCCCGCGGGCGGCGUCAGGCCGAUCGCGCCGCUGCCGCUGAUGUUUCGAUUGUGGAGCCGCCUGCGCCAGCCUGUGUGCAGCCAGUGGCUACCAGAGCUCGCGCUGCGUGGCCAUGGCGGGGCUGUGCACGGCGGCGUUCACCACCAGCGGCACGAUCCUGGCUGGCUGCGCGCGUGCCGCUGCCUGGCCAAGUUGCCCAUGCUGGACCCGCUCCUGGCGAUGACGGUGGGUCGCCCCCUCGUCUGCCCCGGGAACGUGGUCGACGACGUGUCCCUGCAGGCCAUCGGCACCGAGCGCCUGGUGGUGCAGCAGCUCAGCGAGGCGGGGGCCCAGCUGGUCUCCAUGCUCGUGGCGCGGCACCUGCUCGCCAACGCGACCAAGACCCACCUCCUGGCCAGCACCCCCGCGGUGGCGAGAGGGCUGAAGGAGAGGUGGCAGUUCCACGGGUGGUCCUUCAGCCAGGAGCUGCAGGCCAGGAACCUCGGCACCGACGCCUGCUGGCGCGCAGAGGAGUCGCCGAGAGUGCUGCCAGGGCUCGGCAAGCCCUGA